AUGCACUCAAGAAGAAAUUCCUCAAGAAUAAUCAUUACAUCCAAUGAAACACAUAAUGACCCUAUUCCUCUUAAAAUUAAAGUCCUAGAGCCUUCAAAAAGUACCGUAAAUUUAAAAGAUCCUUUUUUGAGAAUGUGCAACUCUAGAAAAGGUACACCCUCCUUAAAACCUAUGUGUGCAUCCGCAAAGCAGACCCCAGAAUCCUCUAUCCUGAUCUCAUCCCCACCCACAAAGCCCAAAGAGCCCAAAUUUUUACGUCGACUUUUCCCCAGCCCAACUCGCAAGCUCCAAAAGCACGCUUCUGAAGCUAUUUUGCAUAUCCCUCCGCCUUCACACCGUCCAAACCGUUCAGAACUUCCCAAAAACCCAUCAUUUUCUAAGCCUUUUUCUAUAACCAAAGAUACGAAAUCGUCAAAAAAUCUUCCACCUUUUUUAAGAUGGAAUUUUAUUCCAUGUGAAGGCAAGCAGGAAUCCUCAAGAAAGCUGCAGACGCCUAUGUUUUCAAGGAGAAAAAGCGAGUAUAAGCCUUAUGCAAGUGAAAUAAUGUCGAUGCCACAGAGUCCAAAUGCGAGUUUUAGGAGACUGAAUAAGCAGCAAAAUAUGAAUGAGGAGGUAGCGAAGAAGCUGAAUUUUUUGAUACAAAAAGAAGAAGGAUGGGAUAAAGAAAUUUCGUUCGGGAAUAUAGAAGUUAACGAAAUGAAUAUGAUUUUUUCAAGAAAAGUGUGGUAA
Blepharisma stoltei is the source of this 729-nucleotide messenger RNA. The record is from the annotation of a GenBank genome assembly. NCBI's taxonomy places the organism in Eukaryota, Ciliophora, Heterotrichea, Heterotrichida, Blepharismidae.